Messenger RNA from Mollisia scopiformis, 1371 nucleotides. RefSeq names its product alcohol dehydrogenase-like protein. The coding region runs from base 148 to 1254 and encodes 368 amino acids. The record is from RefSeq and is a predicted model, not a curated record. The transcript has 10 exons. Gene Ontology annotation, molecular function: oxidoreductase activity; zinc ion binding. Lineage: Eukaryota; Fungi; Ascomycota; Leotiomycetes; Helotiales; Mollisiaceae.
GACGAUAGAUAAAAGGAAGAGGAUUCCCCGCGCCCAGAAUUGUAGUCAAGUGUUACGAGUCACAGUGUACAUCUGAUAGCAUAUAUAUUUCUGGAUCUUAGAAAUCAUUGACAUCAUCACACGCGAUACCUUUGGAAACUCGCAAACAUGGCAGCCACGGAAACCCCCCAAACGUUCGAUAUUCCGAAGAAGUACAAAGCAAUCGUUUAUGAUAAGCCGGGGACGAUUUCGACAAAGAUCGAGGAGCUUGAUACGCCCGAACCUGGUGCUGGAGAGGUACUUGUGCGACUAACGCAUUCUGGAGUCUGUCAUUCUGACAUGGGAGUGAUGGAGAAUACUUGGAGGGGUCUACCAUAUCCAACGCAACCUGGGCAAGUCGGAGGACACGAAGGUGUCGGGAUCGUUCAUAAAUUGGGACCGGGUUCCGAAAAUGGUCGAGUCAAAGUUGGAGACCGAGUAGGCAUCAAAUGGAUUGCUUACGCCUGCUCAGCAUGCCCGCCAUGCCUGGAAGGAAAAGACGGCGUCUGUUUCAACCAAAAGAUCUCCGGUUAUUAUUACCCAGGAACGUUUCAGCAGUAUGCUCUAGCUCCAGCAAACUACGUCACUCCAAUUCCCGAGUCCUUAAAAUCCGAGGAUGCAGCCCCCAUGCUUUGCGCUGGGGUGACAACGUAUUCAGCCUUGCGAAAGAGUGAAGCGAAAAGUGGCCAGUGGGUCGUUAUAGCCGGUGCUGGUGGUGGCUUGGGUCACUUAGCUUGCCAGAUCGGUAGCCGCGGUAUGGCUAUGAGAAUUAUCGGUAUUGAUCAUGGAAGUAAGGAAAGUCUUGUCAAGGACUGUGGAGCAGAAGUCUUCCUCGACAUUACGAAAUUUGAUGAUAAAAGUCUCGCUGAGGAAGUGAAGAAAGCGACUGGCGGCCUUGGGGCAUCAGCCGUGAUUGUGUGCACGGCAUCAAACAAAGCAUACGCGCAAGCCCUAGAUUUCCUGAGAUUCGGAGGCACACUCGUGUGUGUAGGAAUGCCAGAAGGCGACUCCGUGCCUAUCGCAAAAGCAUUCCCUGCUGCAAUGGUGGCAAUGGAACACAAUAUUAAGGGGUCCGCGGUGGGGAACCAAAGAGAAGCUCUUGAAAUCUUAGAUAUGGCAGCAAGGGGCAUUGUUAAGACUCGAUUGAGAACCGAGAAGAUGGAAAAUCUGACAGCAGUUUUCGAGGAGAUGUCUGCCGGGAAAAUGCAAGGCAGAGUAGUUCUCGACCUUCAGUGAUAUGAUGCACAAAAAGGGAGAACUCGGUGUACCAUAGAAGAUGGUGUUGAGGCGACGAUGUGAUGUAGGGCUGAAAUGGAGAAGCGUGUGAUUUGGUAGAAUUCCAGGUAUCUGAAG